CGUCAUUCAGUCAUCAACACCGAACCAACCGGGCGGUAACAAGAACCAUUUUAUUGUAAUUUUGUGACAUUUUCCACGGCAGGUGGCUUCGGAACAGGGCGAGGAGAUGGCUGGAGAAAUGUCCAUGAUAGGUUCGGUGAUCCUGGCUCUGCUCCUGGCCGGGUACCUGGGCCAGCAGUACCUGCCUCCCCCCACGCCUAAGGUCCUGGGGCUGGACCUGGGCACCACCUUCUGCUCCGUGGGCGUGCUGCACCCGGGCAGCGGGGAGGUGGAGGUCCUGGCGGACGAGGAGGGCCGGAGGAGCCUCCCCAGCACAGUGAGCUUCACCAGCACCGCGGUGCUGGCCGGACACGAAGCCCUGGACCGGGCCGACGGAAACCCGCACAACACCGUCUACGACGCCAAGAGGUUCAUCGGGAAGCUGUUUGAGCCCGGAGUCCUGGAGCAGGAGAGCAGCAGGUACCCGUUUGAGGUGGUGAACAACAAUGGAAGUGCAGAGUUUGUGAUCACCACCAACCACACCUUCAGCGUGACCCCGGAGUUCAUCGGCUCCCGGCUGCUGCUGAAGCUGAGGGAGACGGCUGAGCGGCAGCUGGGCGUUCCCAUCCACAAGGCCGUCAUCUCGGUGCCCGCAGAAUUCGACGAGAGACAAAGGAACUACACCGUCAGAGCUGCAAACCUUGCAGGUCUGGAGAUCUUGCGUGUGAUCAACGAGCCUACAGCCGCAGCCAUGGCCUACGGCCUGCACAAGGUGGACGUCUUCAACGUGCUGGUGGUGGACCUCGGUGGAGGGACCCUGGACGUGUCCCUGCUCAAUAAACAAGGGGGCAUGUUCCUCACCAGGGCCAUGGCAGGAAAUAACAAGCUCGGAGGUCAAGACUUCAGCCAGCGGUUGCUCCAGUACACCACAGAACGAAUCCGUCAGGAGUUCGGAGUGGCACCCACGCUCAAGGAGGACAUCCACCACCUCCGACAGGCAGUGGAGGCGGCCAAGCUCAACCUCACGCUCCACCCAGCGACCACGGUCAGGGUGCCGCUCCACCUCCACAGCCACGAGAGCGCCGACACGCCGGAAGGCCACGCUCCCAACGCUCUGUUCCAGGCCGAGCUCACCCGUGCGCUGUUCGAGCAGCUCAACGAGGAUCUCUUCCAGAAGAUCCUGGCCCCGGUGAAGAUCGUGUUAGCCGAAGGCCACCUGGAGAAGCAGGACGUGGAUGAGGUGGUUCUGGUCGGAGGCUCCACCAGGAUCCCGCGGAUCCGGCAGCUGAUCAGCCAGUUCUUUGGGAAGGAGCCCAACACGUCGGUGGACCCCGACCUGGCGGUGGUUACGGGCGUGGCCAUCCAGGCCGGCAUCAUGGGCGGCUCCUGGCCGCUGCAAGUGAGCGCCAUAGAAAUCCCCAACAGACACCUGCGCAAGACCAACUUCAGCUAAUCUCCCAAUCGGUCCGAAUAUUUAUUAAGAUGGGACGUGCCAGUCUUUUCUACCAGUGUUAUGACUGUACUUUUUUUGUGUGUUUAAUUUAACAUCUGUUGAUGGGAGAGAAAUGCACGACUUAAAGCGCUUUCCCCUGAAGAAAAAGAAAGUCAAAAAUGACACAGCACAUGUGGAACUCGUUUCCUCAACAGUAAGAAAGGAGAAGUGAACAGUUGGGUUUCACACUCUUUAACGUGACGGAUGUGGUGGGUUUUUCUGACCAGUUACAGCAGAAAAAACAUGAAAUGUGACUGAAGAGCAUCGACCUGCUGCUCCACUGGGAAUCAAUUCAGGAAACAUCCACUUGUUCAAAGGAUGUUUUGAAGCAUCCAGUGCAACUUCACCUUAAUUUAUUUAUGUUAUGUUUUUUGGCUCCGAGUAUGUCUUUUUUGUGUGUGUGCGUUUGGCAGAUAUCUCUGCUGGUAAGGUUGUGCCUGUGAGCUUUCUGCAGGUUCAUCAAGUCUUAAUAUGGCUUCAUGGUUUGCAUCACAUUUGGUCGGGAGGAUGACUGGAAGUCUGGGAAAUCUCAGUUUAAAUAUUAAUAUACACACUUAAUUUAAAAGGACUCUACUGUAAUGUUAGAUUUAAUCCUUUAUUAGUCCGCCUUCUUGUUGAAGUGCAGAGUCCCUAAGCACCAAACCAAGAAGCCUUAAGUUUCAUCAGUCUCUCGUCUUUAGCAUGAUGAGUAAAGUACAGAUUGAUCUGGUUAUUCUCCUCCGAGGGAGGAGGAACUUUCAAGACUUCUUUGUCAGCCAACUUUGUUUUUGUGCAAUAAUGAAUGCUGUAAAUGGAAAUACUGUGUACUAGGACAGCCUGCUUUAGCUGCUGUAGGGGGUCAGUUCUGUCAGUCCUACAGGAGGACCAAAGUGUUGCUCAUCAGUGCCUUGUGUAUCUGCUGUUGAAGUUACUGCCACGACUAAAAUGUUGAUAUUUGUGGAUAUCAGUACGUUUAUUUGAACGCAUUCCCCCACUUUCAUCCUGCUAGUCAGGAGGCUGGUUGUUCCACAUCCAGUUUGGCUGAUCUGCAUCUCUGAAAUCAUGAGUCUCGGCACUGAACUCAAUGUACUCACAUUCCUUUAAUAGGUAUCACAGCUAGUCGUUUUUGCCAAAUGUAAUUUUGUGAGUUUGUUUUGUUAGAUCCACUGAUGUUGAUUUGCUUCAGCCUUCCAUGGAAAAGAUACUGGUGGUUAAUUUCAGUCCCCAGUGGGUGAAUGUAACACUGGGAUCUUUUUGUACUGCAGGUUUUACACAACACAGACCUCGAUGUCUUGAGCUCGGGACAUUGAGACUGUAAUCUGCCCUCCACAUUAAAAUAUCAUUUCUCAACUUUACCAAUGUCCCUUUAUUUUGAAAAGUUAAGCUUCAGUGUUGCUCCCAAAGUACUUAACACACAUUCCACAUAGUUUAAAGUCACCCAGAUGAGACAAAUAUUGAUGAAAGGGCUUGCGGAUAGUUACAAUCUUAAUUCUUUGAGUAGCACGAAUGCUCUUUUUCAAGUGUUGCAGUUAGCGCUUUCAUUACCUUCCUGCUUUACUGGAGCUCAAAAAGCACAGAACAGGCUCUCACUGGACUUAAACAAAUCAAAAGAUGCACACAAGGCAAAUCAAUAUAUUAUAAGAUUUACUAUUGAUUUUGGAGGCACAGUAAUACCCAAAGAGAUAAAACAAAAGGCAAUUGGUAUGUUGACAGUGUAGCCCCAUUUCAUUUGCAGCGUUUACAUCCCAACGAGACGGGUUUGCCGGCACUGAAAAACCAGCGAUUUUACUGCAACUCAAAAGGCCAGACCUGCUACUGUAAUGAUUCAACUGUCACAUUAAAGGUUAUCGUCGUUGGCUGGAGCAUCUCACGCGUUAGCUCUCCUAUUACAUACACAUACAACAUAGCACUGCAUGCAAGGUAAAAACAUAUCCAGUCAGAAAACACAGUACAAUAAAUGCAUCUUGACAAAGGAAACGAUCAAAAACAUGUCACCAUUAAACAAACAAA
Cololabis saira (Pacific saury) is the source of this 3460-nucleotide messenger RNA. It is a transcript of the gene hspa13, whose product is annotated as heat shock protein 70 family, member 13. The record is from RefSeq and is a predicted model, not a curated record. Gene Ontology annotation, biological process: protein refolding; cellular response to unfolded protein; vesicle-mediated transport. Bases 107 to 1432 code for a protein of 441 amino acids. The transcript has 5 exons. NCBI's taxonomy places the organism in Eukaryota, Metazoa, Chordata, Actinopteri, Beloniformes, Belonidae. Gene Ontology annotation, cellular component: nucleus; cytosol; plasma membrane. Gene Ontology annotation, molecular function: ATP binding; ATP-dependent protein folding chaperone; ATP hydrolysis activity.